Molecule: messenger RNA, 1138 nt
Organism: Kickxella alabastrina
Lineage: Eukaryota; Fungi; Kickxellomycota; Kickxellomycetes; Kickxellales; Kickxellaceae
Product: putative 26S proteasome non-ATPase regulatory subunit 7-like protein
Exons: 2
Coding region: 123-1094 (323 amino acids)
Biological process (GO): proteasome-mediated ubiquitin-dependent protein catabolic process
Cellular component (GO): proteasome regulatory particle; proteasome complex
Molecular function (GO): protein binding; metallopeptidase activity
Source: RefSeq, a predicted model, not a curated record
UGCUUUUUGGUGCAAUUAUUAUUUUCUUACAUUCUGUCUCUUCCAUUGCCAAUUCGAUAAUUUUUAUUUAUAACUUUGUUCACCCCCACUAGCAAAUUUAUAAAACAGCACAUAAAUCCAACAUGCCUGGUCUCGAGUCUGCCGCCAAUCCGAAAAAGGUCGUAGUGCAUCCGCUAGUUCUGCUCUCGGUGGUCGAUCAUUACAAUCGUGUCGCGAAAAACACAAAAAAACGCGUCGUUGGUGUGCUUCUAGGCCAAAUUGAGGGCGAUACUGUUAACGUUGCCAACAGCUUUGCCGUUCCAUUCGAGGAGGAUGAGAAGAACCCUGCCGUUUGGUUUUUGGACCACAACUACGUCGACACCAUGCGCGACAUGUUUAAAAAGAUCAAUGUUAAGGAGAGAGUCAUUGGGUGGUACCACAACGGGCCCAAGCUGCGUUCCUCGGACUUGCAAAUCAGUGAGCUGUUCAAGCGGUAUGCGCCGAACCCCCUACUGGUUGUUAUCGAUGUGCAGCCCAAGGCUAUUGGACUUCCGACCAACGCCUACUUUGCCGUCGAGGAGAUCCACGACGAUGGAACGUCCGCCACUAAGACAUUUGAGCACGUUCCCUCGGAGAUUGGAGCUGAGGAGGCUGAGGAAAUCGGUGUCGAGCACCUGUUGCGUGAUAUUAAGGACAACUCUACUGGCUCGUUGGCGACCCGGGUCUCUCACCAGUUGACAUCUUUGUUCGGGCUGGCUGAGAGGCUGACAGAGAUUCGUAUGUACUUGCAGCAGGUCCUGGACGACAAGCUUCCAGUAAAUUCGGAGAUUAUUCAGAACCUGCAGGAUAUCUUCAACUUGCUGCCAAACUUGACUAUCCCCGACGAUGCAUCCGCAUUCACUGUUCAGACAAACGACGAGUACGCGCUGAUCUACAUCUCGUCAAUGGCCCGUGCGAUUAUUGCACUGCACGACCUGAUCAACAACAAGAUCGAGAACCGCGAGGCAGAGCUAAAGGCUGACCAAAAGGAAUUCGAGACCAAGAACGCCGCUGCCAGCUCUGCAACCAGCUCGACAAAGACGCAGGACCCUGAGACCAGCCAAACCACGAAAUGAGUACACUUUGACAUUGCCAUCAAUAUCGCUAUCAAUAUAUAAAC